Gregarina niphandrodes is the source of this 525-nucleotide messenger RNA. Its product is annotated as amidohydrolase. The transcript has a single exon. The record is from RefSeq and is a predicted model, not a curated record. Gene Ontology annotation, molecular function: hydrolase activity, acting on carbon-nitrogen (but not peptide) bonds. Bases 1 to 525 code for a protein of 174 amino acids. NCBI's taxonomy places the organism in Eukaryota, Apicomplexa, Conoidasida, Eugregarinorida, Gregarinidae.
AUGGCACAGAUGGCCGGCGUGGAUAUCAUUACACAUGCUCCUCUGGACGGAGUCAUGAGCGAUGACGAAGUGCGGCAGAUGGUCGAGAACAAACGUAUUAGUGUCCCAACGCUGAUCAUGUUGGAGUCUGUUUGUCAGAUGAAGGGUAUUGAUCAGGAGAGGCCGGGCUUUGACUUUGCCAACGCACUCAAGACGGUAACUGUGCUGCACCAUGCGGGUGUACCUGUUUUAGCGGGCACCGAUGCCAACAACGUCCCAGGACGCGGGAUUCCUCAUGGCACGAGUCUGCAUCAGGAACUAGAGUUUCUCGUAAGUUGUGGGCUGUCUACAAAGGAGGCUCUUCAGUCGGCGACCAGUUUGCCGGCACACUACUUUGGUCUGAAAGACCGUGGAGUUAUCAAGCCAGGAUAUCGCGCCGAUUUAGUCUUGAUUGAUGGAAACCCUAUCGAUGACAUCAAGGCUACCCGAUCAAUCAAGAAGGUCUGGGUAGCCGGUCAGGAAUUUGUUCCUUCGACGACUAAAUGA